AUGCCCUCUGCUGUCCAAGGAGACAAGGGCCCCUCCUCUCCUUCUGUCCCCUCUGCUACAAACACACCCUUCUCUUUGCUAAAAAAAUAUACAGCAUCUCUUCAUACUAAUGGGGCCCCUGAGGGGCCCCCCGCUGCUUCUCUGGGGGCCCCUCUGGUUUGCUGCUGCCCUCUAGACUCUCCCUGUCGUCUCGCCUUACCCACCUCUGCUCUACAGGGAAUACAAUUCUAUACGGGGGCCCCUGGGGGGCCCCCUGCUGGGGCCCCUGGGAGCCCGCUUGUUAGUACCCCUGAGGGGCCCCCUUCUGGGGCCCCUGGGGGCCCCCCUACGACAGAAAAAUGUCUGAAGGGGGCCCCCGAAAGAUCUUUCGGUCUUACAUCUGGGGGGCCCCCUUGCAAGGGGGGCCCCCAGGAGGGGGGCCCCCAAAGGGAGGGCCCCCAAAGGAGGGACCCUCAGGAGGGGGGUCCCCAAAGGGGGGACCCCCAGGAGGCGGGCCCCCAAGGCAGGGGCCCCCAAGAGGGGGGCCCCCAAGGAGGGGGGCCUCAAGCGGGGGGCCCCCAGGGAGGGGGCCCCCAAGAGGGGGGCCCCCAAGAGGGGGGCCCCCAGGGGGGGGCCCCCCGAGUUGGAGAGUGCAGCGAGGUUUGUAUGUUAUGCAUGAUUUAUAAGAGUUUCUCUGAGGGGUGUUGUUUGUCUCCAGGAGUGCUGGGGGUAUUUUUGUCUCUAACAUUUUAUCCGUUUAAACACAAACCCCACCAGUCGGCGAUGAUGCACUUGCUGCAGCAGCAGCAGCAGCAGCAGCAACAGCAGCAGCAGCAGCAGCAGCAGCAGCAGCUCGAGGAAGUGGAAGACUUUUUCUCCCGGUGCAGCAAGACAGGAAAUAGCAGCAACAGCACUUCAUCUGCUGGUGCUGCUGCUGCAUCGCCUACAAGCAGCAGCCGCUGCCGCAGCAACUGCAGCAGCAGCAGCAGCAGCAGCAGCAGGAGCAGGAGGAGAAGGAGCAGCAGGAGCAGGAGGGGCGGAUGCAUGCGGUGCUGCUGCUGGUACCGCAGCCCUUACCGUCGUAUCUGUGAAAAGACGCUGUGCUCUUGCUGCACCAGCAGCAGCAGCAGCAGCAAUGGCUGCAGCAGUAGCAGCAGCAGCAGCAGCAAUGGCUGCAGCAGCAGCAGCAGCAGCAGCAGCAAUGGCUGCAGCAGCAGCAACACAUGCAGCCAGAGCUGUAUCGAUGAUAUUCCCUGCUGCUGCUCCAAAGCAGCACACAGGCAUGCGAAAACAGCAACAGCAGCAGCAGCUAAAGCAGCAACAGCAACAGCAGCAGCAGCAACAGCAGGAGCAAGCAUUCAGAGGGACCUUCUAGGACCUGCAGCAGCUGCUGGAGGCGGCAGCAACAGUAGCAGCAGCACCAGCAGCAGCAGCAGCAAUGACGCUUCUCCUGUUAAGAAACAUUGCAGCAGGCAGUCGCCUGCUGCAGCAGCAGCAGCUGCAGCAGCCGCAGCUGCUGCUGCUGCUGCGAACUCCCCCUUGAUGCCCCAUAAGGGGCGCAGCAACAACACUGCUGCAAUGAAACAGCAGCAGCAGCAACAGCAGCAGCAGAGGAAUCUGGCUUCUCUUUUAGGUUGCUGCGGCAGCACAACUUGCUGCAGCGGCUGCUGCUGCAGCGAGGGAAGCUGCGGGUCCCUAUUCUGCUCCUGGAGUGAGCAGGUGAAGGCGACCCGCCGCCGCCUGGCAGCAGAUCUUGCUGCAGUCGUUGCUGCCUUUCCUCUGGGGCAACAGCAGCAGCAGCAGCAGCAACAGCAGCAACAGCUACUGCUGCAGCAGCAGGAGCAGCCGGGUUCCUGUCUCUCUUUAGAUGGGGAGAGGCAACAGCAGCGUCAUCCGCAGCAGCAGCAGCAGCAGCAGCGCAACGGGAGUGUUAGUAUUAGCAGCAGUAGCAGCAGCAGUAUGAACAGCAGCAGCAGCAGCGUUGAAAGGGGCGUGUCUCUUUCUGCUGCAGCUGGGGUAGAUUUAUUUGUUGCUGCGGAGGCUGUAGCAAAUUCAGAGACCAGCAGCAGCAACAGGCAGUUGCUGCUGCUGCAGCAGCAGCACAAACAGCAGCAGCAGCAGCAGCAGCAUAAGCAGCAGCAGGGCGGGAGGCUACGCAAUCAAAACCACGCCGCCUCCACCCCCAAAAGAAACAGCAGCAGCAGCAGCAACUGCAGCAACUGCAGCAGCAGCGGCAGCAGUGACAGCAGCAGCGACGAAACAUGGCGCUCCAGUGGUUGCAGCAGCCGCAGCAGCAGCUGCAGCAGCAACAGCAGCAACCGCAGCCGCAGCAGCAGCAAGAACCGUAACAGCAGCAGCAGCAGCAGCAGCAGCAGCAGCAGCAGCAGUGAGGGUGAGUGUUGCUUCUACGAAGACGGGCAGGUGGAGGGGCUUCAGGUGUGCAUAACAGAAUCCAGCGAAGCCUCUUCCUCCAGCAGCAGCAGCAGCAGCAGCAGCAGCAGCAGCAGCAGCAGCAGCAGCAACAGCAGCAGCAGAUAUAUAAGAACAG
Molecule: messenger RNA, 2527 nt
Organism: Eimeria acervulina
Lineage: Eukaryota; Apicomplexa; Conoidasida; Eucoccidiorida; Eimeriidae
Exons: 5
Source: RefSeq, a predicted model, not a curated record